AUGCAGAAGUAUGGAAAGAUGCAAAGACGAAAAAAAAAUUCGAACAAAAAGAGAAGACACGUGCGUUCAAGGAACGAGAACGCAACAAUAUUUGACGAGGAGAGACCUGAAUUAAAAGUCGUGUCUAUGACAGAAAAAUAUCGCCUUUCUGCUUCGGGAAUAUUGAAAAGAUAUUUGAGAGCACCGAGACGGAACAUGAUCAUAUCAUCGGACAGUCUAUCUUCGCUGGGCAGCGGAAUGUUUGAAACCGGCAUCAGAUACAUAAUGCUUCCAAUAGAUCUGCUGCGCUACAUAUUUAGGAAGAGUUCUUGGAUGUCCGUUGAUCCUAAGAUGAACACAAGACUUAAAGGCGGAGGAGAGAAAAUAAUAGACGGACGAGAAGAAGAGAUCGCUGUUGCAGAAUGUUCAAAUCACGCAUUUUCGCAAAUGAUGGGAAGUUCCGGAUCUGCUGAAUUGACUGCUGCCCAUGCUUUUAAUUACAGCAUCACAUCGUUCGACGAGUAUUCGGAAGAAAAGGGAAGCAAUAAUACGCAAUCUGAUGAAAACAUGAUGACAGUUCGAAACGAUUUCGAUGCCAUUGAUGAAUGGGCUACAGCCAAUAACACGAUAGAAAACUUGCUGAUAGACUACAAUGAGAUUGGCAGUGCACAGAUAUUGAAAGCGGAGCCCAUGGAUAUAACGAUAGAGGAAUGUUCUUCUAAUUUACAUUCACUAAUAGAGGUGUCACAAGGUGAUCAAGAGCUUGAAGAAAUCGAGAUUUUACGGUCGGCCACUGAUGGACAGGAAACUAGUUCGAUCAUCGAAGAAGAGAUUUCAAUAUUAUUUCAGCAAAAAUGCACUUCUUCUGACGAAAAAUUCGUAUUAUCUACUAUAUCUAAACGUCUUUUAAAUGGAGAACAGCGCUCACCAAAUUAUCUUUACAAAAAAUUAAAAGAACAUUUUUUAAAAAUGAUAGCGCAGAGAAGAAUGUUGCGAUAUGACAGAAGGGAACGAAGGAGGAAAUUGUUGAAGAUAAUUGGUACAAAAAGAAAAUAUAGCUCUACUAAAAGAGUUAAAUGCAAACAAAAAAUUUUAGACACAAUAAAGGACAGACGAUUUUACGAAAAACGAAAUAUCUGGAAAACUACUGAUAAUAAAGAUGAAUUUUCCUUUUUUAAAACGGUGGAAACAAGCGAGAAAUUAAAUAGAGAAACAGCUACAAUGAGGGAUACCGCAGUUGUUGAUGAAGAUGUUGAGAUGAAGGAUAUUAAACAACUGGCGGAAGCAGCCUGCUUGCAGCACGAAUCUCUCAACUUGAAUAUAUCUUCUCCCGAGAUUAACAGACAGGAGCAGGAGUCACAUUGCACAUCGAGUUCGAACAAUAUCAAAGGGAUUACAUAUAAUCAAAUUUCAUCAUCGACGUCAUGCUCUGCAUUGGAUUCUAGUAAAGUAGAUGAACCUUCCGUUGAAAUUGAAAACUCAAAUAUCGGGAUGGUGACGUUGCCCGUUGCACAGCGUGAAAACGUCUCCGAUAUUACGAAUAUUUUAGAAACGAAAAUCCGCCCUCCACCUGGAUUUCCGGAAGUACCAGAAAAUCCGCCAUUAUUAUGUUCCUGUUACGAUUCAGAUCAUUCUAUUUCUUCGAUCGAGAAUACUAAACCCGUCAAUAAAAUGAAAAAAAUACCGCGCGCACCUCCACCAUUGCGAUAUAUGUACUAUCAAUAUUGGGCAUUCAUGGAAUUCCCCGUAGACGACCCCGUGCACUACAAUAAAGAUGAGAUCGAUAAUUUUAAACCGUAUUAUUAUUGGUAAUGUGAGCAUUGUGAGUGUUGUUCAUUUUAAUUUGAGAUGUUAUGUUUAAAAAUUUAGUAUUUGACAAACGCAAAAUGCAAUAAAUAAAAAUAUCA
This is a messenger RNA of Ceratina calcarata, 1886 nucleotides long. RefSeq lists its product as uncharacterized. The record is from RefSeq and is a predicted model, not a curated record. Lineage: Eukaryota; Metazoa; Arthropoda; Insecta; Hymenoptera; Apidae. The transcript has 3 exons. Bases 1 to 1791 code for a protein of 596 amino acids.